Marasmius oreades (fairy-ring Marasmius) is the source of this 387-nucleotide messenger RNA. RefSeq lists its product as uncharacterized. The transcript has a single exon. Bases 1 to 387 code for a protein of 128 amino acids. Lineage: Eukaryota; Fungi; Basidiomycota; Agaricomycetes; Agaricales; Marasmiaceae. The record is from RefSeq and is a predicted model, not a curated record.
AUGUCCGAGAAGGAAACCAACAGAACUCGAGGAUACACCGUACCGAUGGAGCUUCGCCAUUCCAUCGUUUUAUCUGGGGUCCUCGGCCCUAACUUCGCCAACUUGAGCAAUCCUGACUCGUCCCAAAUUCAACAUGGCCCGUGCAGCAGAGUACACGUUGAACGACAAAUGCGAAAUGCACAGGUCCUCUUUUCCGAAACACGGUGUACGAGCUGGCUUUUACACAGAUCGUCAGUAGCCACCCCCCGACCAAUUUUCCCUACCACCCUUCUAAAAAUUGGGUAUCGCGUUCCCGCCUGCGUCGAUUUUACACAACCAUCCAAUCUCCAGAAGCGGUCGUGGGGCACGGUACCUUCAGUCCAUUUGGAUUGGAAGGGCCGUCAAUAA